AAAAACUCUUAGGGCGUGAACACUGCUGCCUGAGUAAUUCUCACUUCCACUUCCCAUGUUCCACGUCUGCAUAUGUUCUGAAGAGUCCGGAGAGGAAAGGACACGCUGUGGCAGCGCGACAUUGUCAAGAUGUGGGCCUCAAACACAGGCAGCAAGGCAUCAGAUUCUGACAAUGACAGCUACAUCUCUGAUGACGAUGAGAGGGACAUCCAGUGUGAGAUUCUGGAGAGGCAAAGGGAUGAAGCCAGUCAGAAACUCUCUGAGAUCGAACAAGCCUCUGUGCAGCUGCUGAAGGAGAUUGAUGUCCUGGAGAUACAGUUCCAGGUGGAGCGUACCUGCAGGGAGAGUGCGGAGGCCCUGGCUGUGAAGGUGACGAAAGAAAACAAGGCACUGAAAAGGCAGAGCCAGGCCCUGCUACCAUUCAUACCAGAGCUGCCAGAGAACCUCAGCCUGAUGACCUUUGACCUGGAGAACGAUCCUGGUAACGAUCCCAGUGCUGUGGAAGACGCUGGUGCUGACCUACUCCUGCAGAGUCAAGUCCAGAUUCAAGAGCUCCAGGCCUCUCUGGAUGAUCUGCUGGCAGAGAAGAUGCUCUUGAGCGAGCAGGUGGAGGAGCUGCACAGAGAAAAAGCUGAUCUUAAAGAGCAGCUCAUUCGUGAGGUGCAGGAGAAGGAGGCCAUCUUGAAGAGGAUGAACAAAAAGAGCAGAACUGUGAAUCAGAUGAAGAGAGUAGUCUCCCAGUUGGUUACUGAAGAGUUUGCAGAGAUGUCACAAAAGCUGGAGUUUGAGCAGGGACUGAGACAACAUGCUGAGACCUUCGCCCACCAGGUGCUGGUCCAGAGGCCCAGUGGAGAGGCUGGGCUGCGGCUGCACCAGGCUCUGGAACAGGUGGCCCACAUCAGCAAAUCCCUGGAGGAGAUCCGUCUCCAUUACCUAAACCAGGGUGAGACAUGCUCAGAGCUGCAGGUGCUGAGGGAGCAGCUGGAGGACAGUGAGCUGAAGAGGAGGAGAGGAGAGGAGGAGAGGAGCUUCCAGGGGGCCCAGCUGAUGGACGCCCACAGAACCAUCACUGCGCUGCAUGGACAGGUUAAGCAGCUUCAGGAUAGGCUGGAACUGAAGAGGGAGGGAGAACUUAAUGAAAUGACUCAAUCGAAGGAAGAGAACCCCAGCCCUUCCCAGCCUCCUCCCCCUCCUCCUCCUCCUCCUCCUCCUCCUCUGCCUCCACCUGUUUCAAAGACUGCUGACAAUCCACUGGAUGCACUGAGGAACAGAAGAAAGACGGCAGGAAGUACCACAGACCCAAAUAAGGGGCCCUCGUCUCAAGACAUGAAGUCCAGAGCUGUGGAUGAGAUGAUGGAACGAAUAAAGAAAGGGAUUGUUCUCAGACCUUCCCAGAAACCAUCACAGGGUCGCUUUGAUGAGGAUGACAACAAAGAGCAGAAGAGUGAGAAGAGAAAGUCUGCCAUCGUUGAACUUCAGGGCAUGCUGGACUCCAUGAAGAAGCAGGGACCCAGGAGGGGGGGCUCCCGGAAACGCAUUAGUCGGAACGUGGGGGAGGCGGAGUUACAGUUUGUACUUCAGCGGAGGAGGCGGGCCAUGGGUGACGAGCAGGAAGCCCGACCAACCACACCUGCUGACUCCACCUCCACAACUCCACUCAAACAAGGGAGUGGCCAGACUAUUGCUGCCUCGGCCUCGAGCUCCCUUCCAUGGGCAGGAGAGAGUGGCAGUUCCCCUGUGCUGCGAAGGCUGAAGCAGAACCGGGACAAUAGGAACUCUCGAAUCAGGGCCUCUCAGUGCAUCGUGGAGGAGGCGAAUCCUUAGGGCCCAUGAAGUUGUUUCAAAUGCACACUGAGUUUUUGCGUUGGUUUCAGGUUGCAUUAGAGACUAGUAAGGCUAAGUAUAAUCUAACUCUGUUCAAAAGAGAAAAAAACCUGAAUCUUGAACUGUAGAAUAAAAUUUCCCUUGAACAUGAAAUGAAUAUUUUUGUUUACAACAAAUGUUUAUUUUGUGUCAAUGCAUACAGAGAAGUACAACGAACUGGCAGUGAGUAGGCACAGAGAGAGAGAGAGAGAGAGUGUGUGUACGCGCGCAGCCCCUCCUGAUGCAUACUGUUUUUUCUCCAGUUCAGCAAUUAUAUAACCAUGUUCUUCACGUAUGUCUUAAAACUUUUGCACAAGGUCAGCAUUUGUAAUAAAAAAUUUAAGACAAAA
Messenger RNA from Clupea harengus (Atlantic herring), 2213 nucleotides. RefSeq names its product shootin 2 (gene shtn2). Lineage: Eukaryota; Metazoa; Chordata; Actinopteri; Clupeiformes; Clupeidae. Gene Ontology annotation, cellular component: cell leading edge; cytoplasm; axonal growth cone. Gene Ontology annotation, biological process: neuron projection morphogenesis; positive regulation of neuron migration. The record is from RefSeq and is a predicted model, not a curated record.